Molecule: messenger RNA, 1228 nt
Organism: Trichomycterus rosablanca
Lineage: Eukaryota; Metazoa; Chordata; Actinopteri; Siluriformes; Trichomycteridae
Product: piggyBac transposable element-derived protein 4-like
Exons: 2
Coding region: 53-1012 (319 amino acids)
Biological process (GO): proteolysis
Molecular function (GO): metallocarboxypeptidase activity; zinc ion binding
Source: RefSeq, a predicted model, not a curated record
CAUAACUGUGGAUGAACAGCUGCUGGCAUUCAGAGGGAGGUGUCCAUUUAGGAUGUACAUCCCCAACAAACCUGCCAAAUAUGGAAUCAAGCUUGUCCUUGCCAAUGAUGUCCACAGCAAGUACCUCUUGGCAGGGAUACCAUACCUGGGGAAGCAGGUGACACAACCACAGGGUGGUCAAAGUCUUGGCCAUUAUUUCACCAAGGAGCUGACCAAGCAAUAUCACCAGACAAACAGGAAUGUGACCACUGAUAAUUGGUUCACCUCUGUGCCACUGGCGAUCGACCUGCUGGAGAACUGUGGCAUGACCAUUGUGGGGACGGUGAAAGCAAACAAAAGAGAGAUCCCACAUGUGAUGAAAGAUAAAGAAAAUCGCACGCCAGGCUCCAUUGCUUUUCUUUUCACCAAAGAACUAACUUUGGUGUCCUUCCUCCCUGACACAGCUUCAAAAAAGAAGCUUGUCCUACUCUUGUCAUCCAUGCACACACAACCAAGUAUUGGAUCCACUCACAAGCCUGAAGUGAUUGAAUUUUACAACCAAACGAAGGGAGGUGUUGAUACGUUCGACCAGAUGUGUGCUCACUACAGCUGUGCAAGAAAAACCAAGAGGUGGCCACUGUGUGUACUAUAUGGCAUGAUGAGCGCUGGUGUGAUAAACUCAUGGAUCAUUCACAAGGAGAAUGCCUUGAAGAGAGGUGACACACCAAUGAAGAGGAGGCAGUAUAUGCAGGCUUUGGCAAUGGCACUCAUCAAGCCAUGGGCAGAGCAGAGGCUCCCCUCUUCAAGUCUGUCCCAUCAGCUAAGAAUCCUCAUCUGCAGUGUGUGCAACAUCCCUACACCUGGCACUACUGCUAGCGAGGUUGGACCGGUGGCAGCAGAAAGCGGAGGUCCCUUAGUGAGGUGUGCUGACUGCCCCACAGGCUCGGACAGGAAGACACGACACAGGUGUCAUGUCUGCCGUCGACCAGUGUGCCCUCGCCAUUACUACCCUGCCUGUACUGACUGCAUGUAAGGCAUAAGUUAUCAGUGAUGCAGGAAGACAUGUCCCAGGAAUGGGUGGACCAAAGACCAAGUUCCCAGCAGCAUUAUUUUUUUUGUUAGGACAUUACCUGUUAAGGAUUACCUGAUUUUCCAAUAAUUUUUCUGCUUUUUUAUAGGGUCAUCCAUGGUAUCUUUUUUUUAUUUUAUGUGAUGUUGUAUGUUGUAAAAUUAAAGAAGGGUUCCAAAA